Molecule: messenger RNA, 1887 nt
Organism: Gadus macrocephalus (Pacific cod)
Lineage: Eukaryota; Metazoa; Chordata; Actinopteri; Gadiformes; Gadidae
Gene: gjb9b
Product: gap junction protein beta 9b
Exons: 4
Coding region: 518-1342 (274 amino acids)
Biological process (GO): cell communication
Cellular component (GO): connexin complex
Source: RefSeq, a predicted model, not a curated record
UGAGAGUAUGUGUCUGUGUGUGUGCGUGUGUGCGUGUUUGUGUGUGUGUCACCAAAAGAGAAACCUACUUCCCCACAAGCUGAAUAAGAAGUGACGGUUACUUAAGUAACAAGCUAAUAAGCCGACCCUGCCCUUAAUUCCUGAGGCAGGCUUGGUAUGUCCAAACCUCACAUCCGCAGUAGAACAUAGUGAAGUUUGCCGUCCCAGGACCAUAUCUCCCGAAUGAUUAUAUGACCUUCUCUCCCUUAGCUUCUCUGAGCGAUACCGGCAGUGAUCCUCAAAUGUUGCUGGGUCUUGAGCAGGCAAAUUGCCAUUGCAGAUUUCCCAGAAAAUUGAUUCCUCAAGUUCACACAUGACACGAUGCAGGAAAUCUUGCAGGGGAAACGAUUGAUCACACGUCCCCCAUAUCCUCCCCUCCUGAUCGGUCAGGAUCUUCUGAGGUUCCUCCCGGGUCUUCCCCACUGCCCCCUGCCCUUCUUCAACCUUCGUCAGCGGCGCGGCGGCGGCGGCAGCAGCCAUGAACUGGUCCUCCCUGGAGGGGCUCAUCAGCGGGGUCAACCAGUACUCCACGGGCUUCGGCCGCAUCUGGCUCUCCAUGGUCUUCAUCUUCCGCGUGAUGGUGUUCGUGGUGGCCGCGCAGCGCGUGUGGGGCGACGAGAACAAGGACUUUGUGUGCAACACCGUCCAGCCGGGCUGCAACAACGUGUGCUACGACAGCAUCUUCCCCAUCUCCCACAUCCGCCUGUGGGCCAUGCAGCUCAUCUUCGUCACCUGCCCGUCGCUGAUGGUGGUGGGCCACGUGGAGUACCGCAAGAAGAAAGACCUGCAGUACACCACCUCUCACGAGGGCCAUCACCUCUACGCCAACCCGGGGAAGAAGCGCGGGGGGCUUUGGUGGACGUAUCUGCUCAGUCUGAUCUUCAAGGCAGGAUUCGACGCCGCCUUCCUCUACAUCCUCUACUACAUCUACGAGGGCUACGACAUGCCCCGCCUCUCGAAGUGCAACCUGGCGCCCUGCCCCAACGUGGUUGACUGCUACAUCUCCCGGCCCACCGAGAAGAAGAUCUUUACCCUGUUCAUGGUGAUCUCCUCCAGCUUGUGCGUGCUCAUGUGCAUCUGUGAGAUGGUGUACCUCAUCUUCAAGCGCAUCCAGAAGCUACUGGUGAAGAAGAGGGAGGCGGACAGUAGGUUGUUCGCCGAACGGCACGAGAUGAAGCCGCUGGCCCGGCCGCGGUCGGACUUCAGGUCGAAGAUGUCCAUCCGGGUGGACCCCACAAACACGGCGUCCAUACAGAACCUGAGCAACACAAAACGAGAGGAGGCGCCCCCUAAGAAAAAGUGAAGAGGAGGACGAGGAAGGGAGGGAGAGGCCAUGGAAGAGAGCGAAUGAGUCAGGGAGCUGCUGUGCAGCCAUGAGGUUAACUUUGAGCAGACUCUGUCGAGGAGAUUUCAAAACAAACUCAGAAAACUCUGAAAAUCUUCCGCCCAAACUUUGUCCAUUAAUGUCAUGCUAAAUGAUAUAGAAUACAUGAAAAAUUAAACACUGCACUCAAAGAAAUGAAGGGGAUAAUAAAAGGGAAUGAAAUGGGAAAAAAAUAUUUUAACCCCAUCAUUCAUUGUUGGAAAGGUUUGGUAGUUAUCUGCAAACAAAAGGAUUGCUUGUUUGAAAAUUACUAUUCUUGUAAAUAUAAUUUUAUAUUUCGUUUCUAUGUGUAUACCAAGGUUAUGUAACAAGUGUAUCCAAUUGAAUAUUUUCUUAAAAGAUACACACUGCCCCCUAACGGUGAAAUAAGAUACAGCACAAUAAUAAUUGUUUCAUUUUAUAUUUGACUAUAUAAAAAAGAAAGUAUAUAUUUAUAUUGACUCAAAUAAAAUCAGUAGCCUAAA